AUGUUCACCUGCAUCUCAUGUAGAGUCGCCUUCGAUACGGCUGGAGAGCAGCGUUCUCAUUUCUCAACCGAUUGGCACCGUUACAACAUGAAGCGUCGAGUAGCCAACCUACCCCCAGUGGCGGCCGAAUCAUUCAACGAAAAAGUCAUCGAGAGAAGGGAGCAGAACGCUGUCAGAACUGAUCCGAGGAGUCUUUCGUGCUCAUCCUGCAGCAAGAACUUCUCGUCUGAAAACGCAUUCAGAUCACAUAUACAGUCCAAAAAACAUCGUGAUCGAGAAGCACAGCAAGUCACCCACAUCUCCCCAUCAAAUCCUCACAUCGAGCCCUCUAGCAUCAGUGUAGUAGUGAACGAUCACGCUGCAUCUUCACGAAAAACCGCACAGCUGGAGUCUGACGAUGACGACAUUGGCGAAUCAUCAGACUCUCAGAGCGAAGACCACGAUGAAGAGGAAGAAGGAGACUUUGCGGAGCGAAUUGCUAAAGCUCGUCGACGCAUUCAACCCACUGAUUGUCUGUUCUGCCAACGUAAUCAAGACUCUAUCAACGAUAACCUCAUGCAUAUGGCAAAAUUGCACAGCUUCUUUAUUCCUGAUCAAGAUAUUCUUAUUGAUAUAGGAGGACUCUUAUCUUACUUGGGCGAGAAGGUGGCUAUAGGAAAUUUAUGCCUUUACUGUCCAAACGGAGGACGUGAGUUUGGGAGUUUAGAAGCCGUAAGGAAACAUAUGACGGACAAGGGACACUGCAAACUUGCGUAUGAAACAGAAGAAGAUAGAGCGGAGCUUGCGGACUACUAUGAUUUUGGUGGAUCUCAGGAUGAAGAAUGGGAGGAUUUGGAAGGAGACGAUAGCCUGGAUGGUGUUCAAGCACAACAUCAUGAUGAGACGCAUCAAUCGCAUCGACAAAUAACGCUGGCAUCUGAUGGGUUGUCUUUGUCACUGCCAUCAGGUCGAGUAUUGGGCCAUCGUUCGCUUAAAGUGUACUAUUCGCAACGUCUUCGUCCUUUCACUGCCCGAGAUACAUCUGCAUCAGUUAAUGCUUCCAAGGUUGCUCAUAUUCGAGAGCGUUUAGCUGAUCCAUCUCUCGCGUUGGUCCCAGUCGCUGGUGGACACGGUGCUUUCGGCCGAGGUCAACAAUUAAUGAAAGCGCGCAAUGCGGGAGAAGCUAAGUGGGCCAGACGUCAAGGUCGGUCAUUCAAGGACCAACGAGUCAAGGAAGAUUACAAGACUAAGGUAGGAUUUGUGCACAAUAGUCAAAAACAUUUCCGAGAUCCCCUACUGCAAUAA
This is a messenger RNA of Kwoniella shivajii, 1284 nucleotides long. RefSeq lists its product as uncharacterized. Gene Ontology annotation, biological process: ribosomal large subunit biogenesis. The record is from RefSeq and is a predicted model, not a curated record. Bases 1 to 1284 code for a protein of 427 amino acids. The transcript has 5 exons. Gene Ontology annotation, cellular component: preribosome, large subunit precursor. Gene Ontology annotation, molecular function: zinc ion binding; nucleic acid binding. Lineage: Eukaryota; Fungi; Basidiomycota; Tremellomycetes; Tremellales; Cryptococcaceae.